Didymodactylos carnosus is the source of this 825-nucleotide messenger RNA. Lineage: Eukaryota; Metazoa; Rotifera; Eurotatoria; Philodinida; Philodinidae. The record is from the annotation of a GenBank genome assembly.
AUGAAUUACGGAGAAACUGAAGUAUCACACAAUACUACGCAGCACGAGAAGAUCAGUUGGGUCGUGGAUAAUGAAGUAGUUAUUGAAACCUCUGUGCACCACGAAGGUACAAAAGAGAAAACGAUUUUAUCGUUACCAGAUGCAUCCAUACUAGACAAUGAAGAGAAAACACCUCAAAAAAUAAAAGACGGCGGCGGCGGCGGUAUUGAAAAUUCAAUGAUUCUUCACAACGGCAAGGAACAAUAUUAUCAGAGCCGAAAAGAUGUGGCCAAACGAAUAGCUCUUCGAGCGAAAUAUUUAGAAGACAAUACAGGGUAUGGUGAUGAAGAGGAGGACAUCUAUUCCAGCAGCCAUUCAACAGCAGAAAAUACUGCUCUUAUUGCUGAGAUGCCGCAUGUUACAAAACAGCCAUCGUUUCAAGUUCCAACUACGUCGAACGCGUCGAAGAUUAUUCUCAUCAGAAAUGUAAACAAUCGAACUGUCCCUAUUUUAUUGGCAAAACAAACCCAACCGGCGUCAACCAUAUUCACCCAACCGCCGAUUCGCACAAUUGCUCUAUCCAGUCCUCUCUCCACAAAUCAAAAAAUAAACUCACCUGAUAUUGAUUAUUCGUAUGAGAAACUCAAAACUGAAUUAACCGAAAAAAUCAAUCAGAACAAGCGUAAAAAAAUGGAAAACAUUGAUCCGUUGAUAUUGGAGCAUGUUAAAAAUUUACAACGUACAACGUAUUUGAAACGUCGUCAACUGAUCAAAGCACAUCAGUCUUUAUCGUUGGAAGAUAAAGUAAAACUUUACCCAGAAUUGCUUAGUGAAGCAACGGUAUGA